This is a messenger RNA of Neurospora tetrasperma FGSC 2508, 189 nucleotides long. RefSeq lists its product as uncharacterized. The annotation marks the transcript as partial. The transcript is spliced from 3 exons. The record is from RefSeq and is a predicted model, not a curated record. NCBI's taxonomy places the organism in Eukaryota, Fungi, Ascomycota, Sordariomycetes, Sordariales, Sordariaceae.
AAGCAAGCAAGUACUUUUCCCUCGAGCCUGAGCGCGUCGAUUAUCGAGGAAAAACAACAAACGUCUCUUCACAUGAUCAAAAGUCCCCAACAUUUUAACCAGCAGAAAACCUUGCGUCAAAGAAACACACAAGAAAGCCCCAGCACUACAACCAUAAGCCAAAGCCAAAAAUAUAAACGAAAACUAUAA